This is a messenger RNA of Solea senegalensis (Senegalese sole), 610 nucleotides long. Its product is annotated as guanine nucleotide-binding protein G(i) subunit alpha-2-like. Gene Ontology annotation, molecular function: guanyl nucleotide binding; G-protein beta/gamma-subunit complex binding; GTPase activity. Lineage: Eukaryota; Metazoa; Chordata; Actinopteri; Pleuronectiformes; Soleidae. The coding region runs from base 44 to 352 and encodes 102 amino acids. Gene Ontology annotation, biological process: gamma-aminobutyric acid signaling pathway; adenylate cyclase-modulating G protein-coupled receptor signaling pathway. The transcript is spliced from 3 exons. Gene Ontology annotation, cellular component: heterotrimeric G-protein complex. The record is from RefSeq and is a predicted model, not a curated record.
UACAGGUGCAGGGGAGUCUGGCAAGAGCACCAUCGUAAAGCAAAUGAAGAUCAUCCAUGAAGAUGGCUACUCAGAAGAUGAGUGUAAGCAGUACCGAGCAGUGGUUUACAGCAACACCAUCCAGUCCAUUAUGGCUAUUGUUAAAGCCAUGGUCAAUCUGAAGAUAGACUACAGCAGCACUACCAGAGUGGACGACGCCCAGCAGCUUUUUGCCCUGUCUGCAGAAGCCGAAGAGCAGGGCAUUCUUCCCGAUGAGCUGGCCAACGUGAUCAGACGGUUGUGGAGUGACAGUGGCAUACAGAGUUGCUUCACAAGGUCGCGGGAAUACCAGCUCAAUGACUCUGCCGCAUAGUGAGUGUGAAUUUGUGUUUGUGGUACUUUGUUGUAUCUGGCCGUGUGAGCGACCCCAUCGCUGUGCACGCAUUCAUAUUUGAAGGUGAAAACAAUCUGUUUUUUGGCUGUUUAAUACUGGCGUCAUAUUAUUUAUUAUUAGUGCCUUAAGGGUUGCUGUUUCUGUCGGUGUUGGGAUGGAUUUGGCAGUGUAGUGUUGUUGCUCUCAUUUGCGCUGCGGAGAGAAACCUGUCAUUGACUUCUCUCGGGGCCUCUAGAG